Molecule: messenger RNA, 1348 nt
Organism: Oenanthe melanoleuca
Lineage: Eukaryota; Metazoa; Chordata; Aves; Passeriformes; Muscicapidae
Gene: TCIM
Product: transcriptional and immune response regulator
Exons: 1
Coding region: 137-448 (103 amino acids)
Biological process (GO): endothelial cell activation involved in immune response; negative regulation of Notch signaling pathway
Cellular component (GO): cytosol; nucleus
Molecular function (GO): Notch binding
Source: RefSeq, a predicted model, not a curated record
UUGACAUCACGGUGAUCUCACCAGUGUAACCGGAGCACUCCGGCUUCUCCUCCAGCCUGCCUUUAAAUACCAGCCCCGGCGGCAGCAGAGCCCAUCCCGAGCGGGGCAGGGCAGGACAGAGCCACAGCAGCGCUCGAUGAAAGCCCAGCCGGGCUCGGCCAUGGCCACGUCCCUGCGGGUGAGCCCCUCGGUGCACGGCUGCCGCUUCGACACCGCGCUGCGCAAGAAAGCCGCGGCCAACAUCUUCGAGAGCAUCAACGAGGCCGCUCUGCAGAAACUCUUCAGAAACUCCGGCGACAAAAAGGCGGAGGAGAGAGCCAAGAUCAUCCUCGCCACCGACCAGGACAUGGAGGAGAAAACGAGAGCGCUGAUGGCGCUGAAGCAGAGGAGAAAAGACAAGCUGCUCCAGUUUCUGACGUUUCGGAAAUACUCCAUCAAAGUCCACUGAGCUGGCGGAGGAGCAGAAAUGGAGAACAUUCUGUGACGGGACUUUGUGGCCUCCUCCCACACUCAGCAUGCUCUGCUGCCCCGUGGGCCUGGGGAGGUGACAGUGCCCACGGCACAGGGCACAGCCCCACGGCACACAGCGAGACCACGGCGGCACCGGCGCCACGGCAGCAGCACCAUGGCACACGGGUGACACCAGGAUCGUGCCCAUGGCACACCGUGUGGCCAGCAGGAUCGUGCCCGUGGCACACAGGCGACACCAGGAUCGUGCCCGUGGCACACCGUGUGGCCAGCAGUCCGGCAGUCCGGUGGCCAAGGCUGGCAGGCAGAGAGCAGCUCUCAGCAGAGGCAGAGCUCCCCCGUGGGACCCAGCUGGGACCCCACACGCCCGGGUGUCACUCGGGACCCUGUGCUGGACUUGGUGCUCACGGACCUGACCCUUUGGGUGCUCUGCCUUCUCAGCCUGGUUUCCCUAAACCAGAGCUGUGGCUGGGGGCUCUGGAGACCCCUCAGCUGCUGGUCAGGGUCACUUUGCAUUUGUUAAACACACCCAAACGCUCCGUGGGGUGCAGGAAGUUCAGCAUUUGCUCCAGAGACACUCUGCACAACUGUGCCUUUCCUUUCCAAGCUGUAUGUGUGCAGUAAAAGUCGUUUGCACAGAACCAAUAAUAAUGAGAGAUUUCCUUGAAUUUACUGUGAAGUUCCCUAAUAUUGUGUUCACUUACCACUAACACUAAUAAUCUAAAUAUAAUAACUACAGUUCUUCUCUGUGUAGGUUACAAUCACUAUUAGAUGAGUACUUACUUCAUGGCAAUAUUUUGUGACAAUGUUAUUAUUAUGUCGACAGUAAUUUAUUGCAUACAGUGAUGUGAAAACUAAUAAAUUAUGAAGUAAAUAUAAA